Messenger RNA from Symbiodinium sp. CCMP2456, 2322 nucleotides. The record is from the annotation of a GenBank genome assembly. Lineage: Eukaryota; Dinophyceae; Suessiales; Symbiodiniaceae.
AUGGCUUCUCAGUACACCGACGAGCAUCCGGCCAGCGUUCCUGAGUUCCAGCAGAAAGUCAUCCACGAGCCGGGCACCUCCGCUAUCUCCAAGAACAUCCCGCUGUCCGAGGUGAACCGUCAUUGCACGCCUGAGAACUGCUGGGUGGCGCUGAACGGCAAGGAGUUCAUGGAUCGACAUCCCGGCGGUCCCACGACCAUCCUCGCCUGGGCGGGAAAGGACGCCUCGAAGUUCUUCAAUGAGAUCCACAAGGGCGUGAAGAUCGACGCCUACCUGCGGCCCGAGGCCUCCUUGGGUGACCUGGGGGUGGAUGAGAACCUGAUGUCCGAGCACUUCUGGCACACGCUCCGCGAGGCCCGCAUCCUGGAGAUCCGGCAGGAGGUGGAUCGCUUGCUGAACCGGUGCACGAAAACCCACAAGGCUGACAGCAUCCCAAGGCUCCUCCAGGACAAGGCGGUGGACCCGGAGUUGAAGAAGAAGCUCCAGCGCCUGAAGACUCAAGAGCGGGCGGCCCUGGAUGCCGAAGAUUUCGCGAAGGCGGCGGAGGUCAAAAGGGCCAUGGAGGAGCUCCUGUCGCACGAGGACCAUGCGCACAAGCACGACGUACCCACGGGCUGGGCGAGCAGCGACAUCCCAUCGUCGGAGGUGGCCCGGCACAACAAGCCUCACGACUGCUGGAUCGCCAUCUGUGGAGAGGUCUACGACCUGACGGACUUCCUGCAGCACCACCCGGAGCAGCGCAACUCCAUUCUGGCGUGGGCUGGUCGUGAUGCGACUCCCAUGUUCGACAAGAUCCCCGGCCGGUUCCCCAGCAAGCAGUGGAUGGAGUACUACAUGCGCCCGGAGUUCAAGACGGGCAAGGUCGGCCCGGAGAAGCCAGUGGACUCGAUUAUCAUGGAGCUGAGGGAGCUGCACGACGAGCUGCGGCGCUUGGAGGGCCCCUCCAAGGAGGAAAUCGAGGCGGUGAAGACGGCCGUGAAGGUGCCGGGGAAGACAGAUGCACCGACACUUUCGGAGGAGAGCCGCUUCCCGAAGUUGGCGGAGAUCUCGGCUGGCAAGGAGCUCCCCUUCUUCUCCCGCGCAGAGGUGGCCAAGCACAACACUGCCGAGGAGCCGUAUAUGAUCAUCCACAACCGUGUCUACAACCUGAAGCCCCUGCUGGGCAGCCACCCCGGCGGCGACGACAUCCUGAUGUCCAAGGCGGGCACGGAUUGCACCAAGGAUUUCGAGGUCUUCGAGCAUUCUGAGAAGGCUCGGGUGCAGCGAGACCGCGACAUGCUGGUAGGUCAGCUGGUGCCAGCAGAGAACACGGACUGGUCGGAGACAGCUGCAGUACAGCAGGUGGUCGGCGAAGAGACUUCGGAGAUUGGCCGUUAUCUGAAGUACAAGGUCACAGACGUGGCAGUCGCUGCGCUGGCCUGGUACCUCUUCAAGACUGUCCAGAACCGCAAGCCCUUGUCGCAGUUCACCUACAGCCGUGCCUUGCGACAUCUGCACCUCCUCAUGGCCGUGGGCAUCUUCGGCGCUGUGGGCACUGCACAAGCCGCCUCCCUCUCGGAAGGCCAGGCCAAGAAGCAGAUGCUCUGGUGGCACAAGCAGACGGGCAUCCUGAUGCUGGUGGCGCUUGUCUUCCGCGUGAUCUUCCGAAUGCAGAGCGGCAUCCCACCGCGCUUCCCAGGACACCCGAUCAUGCAGAUGAUCGAGACACAGAGCCUCCGGGCCUUCUACGCCUUCGCCCUGCUCCUGCCCGUGUCCGGCAUCGCCAACGAGUACUUCCUCAAGUGGGCUCCAGGCUCCGACAAGACCGGCAAGGCCGAGGACGAUCGCAGGAACGACCGCCUGGCCAAGCAAUCCAUCGACGCCCACAAGGUGCUGGGCAAGAUGUUGCAGUAUGCCUGGUUGCCCUUCCACCUGGGCUACACCACCCUCUACCACUAUAGCCAGGGCCGGGGCGUUGUCCGCAAGGCUCGACUGAGCACGCGAAAGCCGGUGCUCAGAGCAGCAGCAAAGGCGCAGUCGGCCUCCCCAGCGCGGCGUUUCGACUUGGGAGGUGGCUUCGGAUCGGCCCCGUCCGAAGAAGUGGCGGACUUCACGCAAAGGCCAACACGCGCCGUGGAGCUGCAAGCCGCAAGGCGCAGGAGUUUCGGGGAGCCAGCGCCCCCACAGUGGGAAGAGGCCAGACAAGAGGUGAAGCGCUACUUCAAGAGCCGCAAUGGCGAAGAUGGGGAAAGCUCCAGCGAUGAAGAGGCGAUGCGUUUGCGUACCACUGAUGAGGGCUUUGUUGCAUUAUGCAUGAUAAGGAUUAAAACACAGUGUCCAUAG